Cuscuta campestris is the source of this 1372-nucleotide messenger RNA. NCBI's taxonomy places the organism in Eukaryota, Viridiplantae, Streptophyta, Magnoliopsida, Solanales, Convolvulaceae. The record is from the annotation of a GenBank genome assembly.
CCCUACUGUUGUGUGAUUCACCUGGGUUGUUGUUGUUGUAUAGGAUUGGAGGGAGGGGUACUAUUUUAGGGGUCCCAUAAUUUAAACAGGGGUGAUGCUCCCAAGAGUUUCUUGGCAUUCAACGGGGGUGUUUAUAUAGUAGUGCUUCUCCCCCUUCCAAUAUUCUUCAAUUGCAGCCAUUGAUGCCCUGAAUCCGUGAACUAGCUGGCUCGGGAGUUGGGAGAUCUGUUGGAGAAGGCGAAGCAGACCACAGAAUCGAAGGGAGAUGGUGGAAGAGAGGAAUGGGAGCAAGCUGCCGUCACAGUGGUGGUGGUGGUCCGAGACACAGAAGAACAACAGCUGCAAGAUUCGCACCCCGUGGCUUCAAUCAACGCUUGAUGAGUUGGAUGAGAGGACAAAUGCAAUGUUAAGGAUAAUCGAGGGAGAUGCAGAUUCGUUUGCGCGAAGAGCAGAGAUGUUUUACAAGAAACGCCCGGAGCUCAUCAGUAUGGUUCAAGACUUCUACAAAGCCCACCGCUUAUUGGCCGAAGGCUAUGAUCAACUGAAGUCCGAAUCUGGUGCUCGUAUGAUUUCGCCUUGGCAAUUGCCCCACCAAACUUUGAGCUUCAAGUGCCAGGCUGAGCAUUCGGCGACCUCAACUUUCAUAGCUUAUGAUAGCCAUUCAGAAAGCUUUGAGCUUGAGGAGUCCGAGUUGUCUGAUGUUGAAGACCCUGAAGAAGCCAUAACUAAUAAUAAUCAUCAAAAUGGAACGGAGAAAGUCUCGGUCUGCAAUGGUGAAGUAUUGAAGCUGAGUGAAGAGAUCAUCCAGCAAGCCAGAAAAGGAAGUCAAACCCUGAAAGAUGAUAUGAAGAGAGAUGAGAUCUCAAGCGUUGUUGACAAUGACGAAGUGGAGCAGCUGAAGGAAGAGAAGGAGAGACUCGAAGAAGAGACCAGAAUUCAAAAGGAACUGCUGGAGCAGAAGGACGAAGAAAAGCGAGAAGCCAUCAGACAACUCAGUUUGGCUAUGGAUUUGCUGAGGCGAGAAAAUGCAAGUCUGAGGAAGAGUGUCUGCUACUUGAAUGCCGGUAGGGAAAUGCAACAUCCUCCCAAGAAUGAAGGGCGCCACAAACAAGGGUUCUGGAGGAAGUUCCUCCGCGGUCAUCCAAAAUCAGAAAUUGGUCUGGUUACUUUCUAGAAGGCUCCAAAUAUAAUUGCAUCUUACUGAAGAUGAUGCAGCAUGUAAAAUACCACAAUAUGCUCUAGUCUGGUUUCAUUAGUAAUGCUUCCAUGUAUUGCAUUCUAGCAGAUAUUUUUACUGAUCCUACUUAAUCAUGUUUCUAAUGUGCUUGCUAGCUGACUUUUUUUUUUAAGAUAAAAAAAACAUAAACCCCGU